AUGUAUUUUGCCAAAAGGCUGACUCAGAUUGCUUCAGAUGAUCCUGUAGAUUGGAUGAAGCAACCACCAACUUGUCUGGCCAUACAAGGCCUUCUCAGACCUGCAUUUGAUGAGGAACAUACCGACAUCCAGAGGCAUAUGUCUGGUAAUAAAUUCUGUAAUUACGAAGAAGAUCAAGUUGGGAAAGAGAAAGCAGAAAGCAAAAGAAAUGAUCUUGGUGCAAUCAAUGGUCAGGAAUCCGAGCCUGCACCAUCUGAAGAUGUUCCGGGUAGGGCAGAGAAAGAUGUGACUGGCCCAGCGACUGGGACUUCAUUUUACAAGCUUGAACCAAUAAAGAUCCAGCUUAUUUCAGCUGAUGGACAUCAAACGUCGGUUGCACCAGACGAUUUUAGGAAUGCCAAGCCUGAUGUCAUUGCUCACUCAUCAGCCAAGAUCAUAUCCCGUCUCAAAGAUGGUGGUGAAAAGGUCACGGAAGCCCUGAUAUCUCUGUGUUGGAGAUGUAAAGGCAUCCAAGUUGAGGAAGCAACCCUUAUAGGCGUGGAUUCUCUGGGUUUUGAUUUGAGGGUUUGCUCUGGAACUCAAGUCCAAACAUUGCGGUUUGCAUUCAACUCACGGGCCACUUCGGAAUACAGCUCAGAGAGACAACUGAACGAUCUACUAUACCCAAGGAUCACCCAAAGGCCCCUGAAACAGAAAGUGACUCAGCAAAAUGAACAUCAGUAG
Linum trigynum is the source of this 723-nucleotide messenger RNA. Lineage: Eukaryota; Viridiplantae; Streptophyta; Magnoliopsida; Malpighiales; Linaceae. The record is from the annotation of a GenBank genome assembly.